Messenger RNA from Knipowitschia caucasica, 477 nucleotides. Lineage: Eukaryota; Metazoa; Chordata; Actinopteri; Gobiiformes; Gobiidae. The record is from the annotation of a GenBank genome assembly.
AUGACAGGUGUGAGCACAGAGCUGAGGACAGCAGACUCUCUGCUUGUGCUGCUGAGUUCUUCUCCAGAGUGUAACGGACAAGACACAGUGAAGCAGGCAGCAGGAGAGGACCGAGUGAAAGAGGGACACACUCACACACUCAUCUGCAACUUUACAACAAGCGGCUUCACAAGCAACGACCUGUUCUGGUACAGACAGAAAGAUGGUGAUUCUCCAAAGUACAUGAUGCGGCGAUCCACAUAUGACAAAGGUCAAAAUUCUCCAGAGUUUGAUGAAUCCAAGUUUGGUGCUGAGCUCGUGGGGAACUCUGUGUCUCUGAAGAUGGAGGCUGUGGAUGUGACUGACUCUGCUGUGUACUACUGUGCUCUGCAGCCCACACUGACAGGAAACACCAACACUCUGAACAAAAACCUGCAGCAAAGACAAUACAAUAGUGCAGUGUCUCCACUAGAGGGCGACACUCUCUGUGAGAAUUAG